AUAGAUACCUGCUUAUAAAACAAGUUUAGCUUGAGUGAACUGUGAAUUGUGUUAAAGAAAAUGUGGAGAAGAGGGUUUAUUGCAGCAAGAAAAUUCUCAUCAUCAUCUCAAUCUGAAAUCCCAACAUUAUAUUCAUUUCUGCAACCAUCAAUCUUUGCUCUAAGAAGGCCUGACCCACCAUCUUCAGACCCACCAAAAGCCCAAGAUGAAAACCCCCCUCGAACUUUAAGCCAAGAUUCUCAAGCCACUCUUGAAUCUACCCUAAAAAAAUCACUUCUUUCCAGCAAUACAGAUGAGGCAUGGAAGUCUUUUAAGACACUUACUAAUGGUUCUGCAUACCCAAGUAAGGUUCUCACUAAUUCUUUAAUUACCCAUUUGUGUUUGAUUAGUGAUACUCAUAAUCUUAAAAGGGCUUUUGCUUCUAUUGUAUUCUUGUUGGAGAAAAACCCAAGAUUGUUGGAUUGUCAGAGUGUUGAAACCCUUUUGAAUUCGAUGAAUACUGCGAAUACUGCGGCUCCCGCUUUUGAGUUGGUUAAAUGUAUGUUUAAGAAUAGGUAUUUUGUGCCUUGUAAGGUAUGGAGUAAUGUACUUAUUGAUCUUAGUAGGAAAAGUGGUAGCUUUAAGGCGUUUGUUAAGGUUUUUAAUGAGAAUUGUAGGAUUGCUAAGGAGGAGAAAUUGGAUUAUAUGACACCUGAUUUGGUUGCCUGUAAUGCUGCUUUGGAGGGUUGUUGUCGUGGUCUUGAAUCCGUUGCUGAUGCUGAGAAUGUGGUUGAGACCAUGUCGGUUUUUAGAGUCUGUCCUGAUGAAACCAGUUUUGGGUUUCUUGCAUAUGUAUAUGCUCUAAAGGGACUUGAGAAAAAGAUUGCAGAAUUAGAGGGUUUAGUCUCUGGGUUUGGUUUUACUGACAUGAGGGUGUUUUUUUGCAAUUUGAUAAGUGGGUAUGUAAAAGCUGGUAAUAUGGAAUCUGUUUCACGAGCUGUCCUCCGCUUUUUAAGAGAAGGGAAUGGAAAAUAUUCAAAUUUUGCUGAAGAAACUUACUGUGAGGUUGUCAAAGGAUUUCUUGAACUUGGAGGGAUAAAAGAUCUAGCGACUUUAAUAAUUGAAGCUCAAAAGUUGGAAUCUUCCACUAUCACAGUUGACAAAUCUGUUGGAUAUGGCAUUGUAAGUGCUUGUGUUAGUCUUGGGUUAUUGGAUAGAGCACAUAUUGUUCUCGAUGAAAUGAAUGCACAAGGAGGUUCUGUGGGGCUCGGAGUCUAUGUAUCAAUCUUAAAGGCUUACUGCAAAGAGCAGCGAACAGCUGAAGCUGCGCAACUGGUUACAGAAAUUAGUAGUUCCGGGCUUCAACUGGAUAGUGGUAGCUUUGAUUCUCUAAUAGAUGCAUCCAUGUCAUGCCAGGAUUUUCAAUCAGCUUUUUCCCUUUUUAGAGACAUGCGAGAAGCAAGAAUACCUGAUUUGAUGGGGAGUUAUUUGACUAUAAUGACUGGUCUAACAGAGAAUCAUCGGCCUGAGCUUAUGGCAGCAUUCUUGGAUGAGGUUGUUGAGGAUCCCCGAAUCGAAGUUGGUACCCAUGACUGGAAUUCUAUCAUCCACUCCUUCUGUAAAGCUGGUCGGCUGGAAGAUGCUAGGAGGACUUUUAGAAGGAUGACCUUUCUCCAGUUUGAACCAAAUGAACAAACUUAUUUGUCUCUCAUUAAUGGGUAUGCAACAGCACAGCAGUACUUCAGUAUAUUGAUGUUGUGGAAUGAGGUUAAGAGAAAGGUUUCAGUUGACGGACCGCAAAGGUUAAAGUUUGAUACAAGCUUAGUUGAUGCUUUCUUAUACACACUAGUGAAGGGUGGCUUCUUCGAUGCCGUGAUGCAAGUAGUGGAAAAAUCUCAAGAGAUGAAAAUUUUUGUUGACAAGUGGAGGUACAAGCAAGCAUUCAUGGAAAAUCACAAGAAGCUAAAAGUUGCCAAGUUAAGAAAGAGAAACUAUAGGAAAAUGGAAGCCCUCAUUGCUUUUAGAAAUUGGGCUGGUCUCAAUACAUAGUGCAACUAGAACCAAGAUUUUAUAUUCAACGUCUUUCACUUCAGCUAUCCCAGUAGUUGCUGAUCAUAUUGGUUGGCCAGUUUUUGAUCAGUGUAUACUGGGCUUCUACAUUAAGUAAACACAUCAGCUUUCUGUCUUCUCUUUGGCAUCUCACUUUAGAGGACAUGACCCUAAUUGAAAUAUACUAGUAUAAGGGUGUCAUUUCUUCCUGGCAACAAGGGGGUAUGACCACGUGGUCUACUUAUGGAAUAUGUGUGUACAUUAUUAAUUGUUUUUUGUUUUGUUUGACCAAUACAGUUUAAUUGCUCAACUUUGAUACCAACAGUUUAAAGUACAUACGAUAAUUUGGAUUUUAGAACGAAGUAUUUUGAUCAACAAUCUGCAGCAUUUUGGUUGUUUCUAGAAAUCAAACGUAUGUGAACUUAUCCUGAAGCAUUGAUUAUAUAUGGAAGAUUAAAUAAUUGUCUGCAAAUGUGGGUAAACUGUCCAUAGAUUCAUUUUCUUCCAAGGCCCUGGUGUUUCUGGAUUUAAGCUUGAUUUAUUUUUAAAUAAAAAGCAAGUUUGAAUCACACUCAUCUCUGAAGUUGAUCCAAGGGUGAUCUCUGUUGCUACAUUGUGGUUCCAUAGAAAAAGGUUUUAAAGAUUUGAAUCAGGUUCUGUAUUUGGCAUUAGAUAACCUACCAAUAUGAUGAAAGUUGAAGGAGCAGUCAGCCCUUUCAAAGACAGUACUCUCCGUGUUUCAGGCACAAAAGGUUCAGAUGGACGUUGUGCCCCUCUUCUGAUUGGAGCUGAGAUUUCCGCCUAUGUACAUGGUCAAUGAUUUGGUGUAAGUGGCCAAUUGGCAAAGGUUUGGCUGUAAAUGGCCGAGCUGCAUCAUUGUCUAGAGACUCUAAACUGGCCAAGCUAUAAUUGCUUCUAUUCAAGUGAGUUGGGCGUUCUUCUUUACUGCUUUAAUCUAGUAGGUCAUGUUCUUCUUUACUGCUGCUCCAGGUGUUGACUUAAAAGUUGAACCGUGAUUGUUUCGUGCCUAAUUACAUUGUUGUAAAAAGAUUGUGGUCCCAAAUCCUUGUAGAUUUACAAGGUCAAAGUAGAUUUGUGCUGUAAAUUAAACCAGGAUUAGACCUUUGCCAUCAUUAGAUAAUUCGAAAAUGGGCGAGUCUUCUUUCACUGAA
Daucus carota subsp. sativus is the source of this 3200-nucleotide messenger RNA. Its product is annotated as pentatricopeptide repeat-containing protein At1g69290. The transcript is spliced from 3 exons. Lineage: Eukaryota; Viridiplantae; Streptophyta; Magnoliopsida; Apiales; Apiaceae. The coding region runs from base 61 to 2028 and encodes 655 amino acids. The record is from RefSeq and is a predicted model, not a curated record. Gene Ontology annotation, molecular function: protein binding.